AUGUCGAACAUUGUUGAGGCUGAACAGCAUAAGAAGAAAGGGAAUUCUCAUUUUAGUAAUAAAGAUUAUAACAAAGCUAUCGCGGAAUAUACUUUAGCUAUUAAUAAAGCUCCUAAUAACUCCGUUUAUUAUACAAACCGCGCGUUAUGUUACUUGAAAAUGAAAAACUAUGGCAAUGUUAUAGCAGACUGUGAAAUGGCUAUUAAACAAGAUUCUACUUCGGUUAAAGGAUAUUAUAUGUUAGGUCAAGCUUUAACAGAACAAGUUGAUUUUGACACGGCUAUUUCAAAUUUACAAAAAGCAUAUGACCUUACAAUUGCAGAUAAAGGAGUUUUUUCUGCUGAAAUUGUUCAAGCUUUAUUAAAUGCUCGAAAAAAGAAAUGGAAUUUAGAAGAAAAAAAACGUAUUGAACGAGAAUCAGAUUUAUUAAGAUAUGUUAAAGGUUUAAUUAACGCGGAACGAGAGAGACAACUUCAAAAAGUUUCAUCGAAAAGUAAUAUGUUUUCAAAAAUUGUUAGUUCACAUCCUCCUGAUGUUCAAGAAAAAAUGGAUAUUAUUAAUCAAGCCCACAACGAAAAACUCUCUCAAUUAGAACAAGUAUUUAGUCAAUCUGAUGAAAAUCUUAAAGUUCGAGAUUUACCUGAUCAUUUCUUGGACAAAAUAUCUUUCAAUAUUAUGCAUGAUCCAGUUAUCACUCCAUCAGGAAUUACAUAUGAAAGAGCACAUUUGAAAGAACAUUUUAAAAAGAUAGGACAUUUCGACCCAUUGUCAAGGCGUGAAUGUCGAGAAAGUGAUUUAUAUCCAAAUUUAGCAAUGAAAGAAGCAAUUGAAGACUUUUUAAACAAGAAUGGUUGGGCUGCAGAUUAUUGA
Molecule: messenger RNA, 870 nt
Organism: Dentiscutata heterogama
Lineage: Eukaryota; Fungi; Glomeromycota; Glomeromycetes; Diversisporales; Gigasporaceae
Source: the annotation of a GenBank genome assembly